This is a messenger RNA of Lichtheimia ornata, 2394 nucleotides long. RefSeq lists its product as uncharacterized. Lineage: Eukaryota; Fungi; Mucoromycota; Mucoromycetes; Mucorales; Lichtheimiaceae. The transcript is spliced from 7 exons. Gene Ontology annotation, molecular function: carboxypeptidase activity. The coding region runs from base 1 to 2394 and encodes 797 amino acids. The record is from RefSeq and is a predicted model, not a curated record.
AUGCGACAAGGUUACACUAGUACGCUGCCAAAUGAUGAUAAUGGUGGUGGUGGUGGGACAUCAUCAUCCGCCAUCUCCUCACAGCAAACAUUUUUCGAUCGUGUACGAAAAAUGUGGAAUAAGCCAUCGAACAAUGAAAGUGCACCAUUGCUGGAUCGAAAACAUAUGACGCUAGAGCCUCCUAAGAGAACCACAACCAAAGUUACUCUUACUGCUGUCCUGCUUGUAUUCACAAUGCUCCUUUUUGGUGCUGGUAUAGCUGUCUGGAUUGAGACUGAGCCUGUUUUUGAAACACGCCCUUUGAGCGAGACAGAGCGAUUGGUGCUCAAUCUACCAUCCAAUGAUAGUAUCCAUGACCAUUUCCACGUAUAUGCCUCCAAAGUACAUAUGGCUGGCUCUGACGUAGAUAGACAACAAGCUGAAUGGACGCGUGACAAGUGGAUUGAAAUGGGUGUCUUCAACACGACAAUUGAAACCUAUUAUCCAUUGCUCACUCAACCAAAAGAACAGCGAUUUGCAUUGGUGACAGGACCUGAAGAGCUACGCUUUGAAGCUACAAUGCACGAGAAGGUAUUGGUGGGAGAAGAUGGCGAUGAUGAAACCAUAAAGCACCCCGCUGCGUUUCAUGCCUACUCCAAAAAUGGCAGUGCCCUUGGCCCUGUAGUCUACGCCAACUAUGGUGGCCUCAAAGACUUUCAGCUCUUACUUGAUAGAGGGAUUGCACUAGCAGGCACUAUUGCUCUCAUGAGAGCUGGCAAUGGAAUUCCAGAUGGGACAAAAAUUCGUGUUGCCGAAAAGUUUGGGUGUAUUGGUGCCUUGAUCUACCCUGACCCUAUCGAUGAUGGUCCUUUCAAUAAGCAUGGUUUUCCUCAUACCCAUCCAGCUGAGCCAUAUCCCAAUGGGCCAUGGCGUCCUUCAAGCUCUAUUCGAAGCGGGUCAGUUGAGUUUUCCUCAUUAGCGAGUGGUGAUCCUUUGACACCUGGAUGGGCUGCCACCAAAAAUACCACGCGACUCAAUAUGGAUGAAGCACAAGUUUUACCCAACAUUCCUUCUCUUCCAUUAUCCUAUCACGAUGCAUUAUCCUUAUUGAAAGCGAUGCAAGGUCGUGGCACCCUUGGCGAUAUCAGCUGGAAAGGAGGCUUACCAGAUGUUAGCUAUUACAGUGGACCCACAGAAGGGAAUGCCGAGCUUGUAAACAUCGUCGACAACAAGGUAGCACCGGUGUGGAAUGUGAUUGGCGUCAUGCAUGGAUCUCAAGAACCUGAUCAUGCAGUCAUCCUUGGCAAUCGACGUGAUGCAUGGGGAUAUGGUGCGGUCGACUCAUCUUCAGGAUCAGCUGUAAUGGUUGAGGUGGCAAAAGUCUUUGGGACGUUACUCAACAAAGGCUGGCGACCAGCACGUACGAUUAUUCUAGCAUCAUGGGAUGCAAGUGAAUACUCCAUGGCUGGGUCUAACGAAUGGAUGGAGUAUCACAAAGAUUGGCUUGAUCAACAUGCUGCUGUAUACAUUAAUGUGGGUGCAGCUGUAUCGGGACCACAUUUCGCUGUGCAAGCAUCCCCUUCGCUCAAACGAUUGAUUUAUGACAUCGCUCGAUUUGUGCCAGACCCACAAAGUGGCACCACCGUAUAUGAAGCAUGGGCUGAAUUUACCAAUCGCACAAGUGCUCCAUCUACGGAACCAACUAUUGGCAACAUUGUCUCAAAAUCGGACUUUGCACCAUUCUUGCAUCAUGCUGGAAUAGCUAGUAUCAACAUGGGAUUCAUGGGCGACUUUGGUGUGCAGCAUAGUAUUUAUGACAGCAUUCAUUGGAUGGAAACAUUUGGCGAUCCCGAUUAUCGCUAUCAUAUGACCUUGGUCAAAAUCUGGGCCCUUUUGGCUAUACGACUUUCAGACAGCCCCAUUCUUCCCCUGCAUCCUGGUGAUUAUGCAGCUACACUUUCUCUCCAUUGGAAGCAUCUUUCAGAGUACUACACAACAGCUCAUGCCUCAAACCUAAAGCAUGUUGAUGCAUAUGCUAGACCUUUCCGCUUGCUAUACAAAUCAAUCCACAAGCUCACCAAGCUAUCAGGGCGACUUGAAGAGGGAUUAGGUCUUUUAGAAAGCGAGGUCCAUGAUUACCAACACCUUGCUGAUGUGCCAUCAUCACUCAAAGAACGCCUUGACAAAGUCAAUGAUCGCCUUGCUCUCUUUGAGCGAUACUUAUUAGAUCCAGAGGGUAUCUAUGAGAGGCCAUGGUACAAGCAUGUCAUCUAUGGUCCUCGAAUGUGGUCCGACCAUACCAUAUUCCCAGGGAUUAUGGAUGCUAUCGAUGCUCAAGAUAGAGUCAUGGUGGCGUUUGCCGAACAACGUGUAGCAAUGAGCAUUCGCAAUGCGGCGAAAAGUAUAAAGAUGUAG